Messenger RNA from Psammomys obesus (fat sand rat), 360 nucleotides. Its product is annotated as non-histone chromosomal protein HMG-17-like. NCBI's taxonomy places the organism in Eukaryota, Metazoa, Chordata, Mammalia, Rodentia, Muridae. The transcript is spliced from 2 exons. The coding region runs from base 1 to 360 and encodes 119 amino acids. Gene Ontology annotation, biological process: chromatin organization. Gene Ontology annotation, molecular function: nucleosomal DNA binding. Gene Ontology annotation, cellular component: nucleus; chromatin. The record is from RefSeq and is a predicted model, not a curated record.
AUGCCCAAAAGAAAGGCUGAAGGGGAUUGUAAAGAAUAUAAUGCCAAGGUAAAAGAUGAGUUACAAGUAGGAUAUUCAAGGUUGUCUACUAAAGCUGUUCCUCCAAAGCCAGAUCUGAAGCCUGAAAAGACCCCUGAAAAGAUGGGAGAGAAGGUACUCAAGGAGAAGAAGGGGAAAGCUGAUGUUGUUAAGGAUACAAAUAAUCUUGUGGAAAAUGGAGACACCAAAACAGACCAGGCACAGAAAGCUGAAGGUGCUGGAGAUGCCAGAAGUACACAGUUAUCAGAAAUGCACACACCUCACUUGGCAUCUCUAGCACCUUCCUCCUGUUGGCUCCCAGAAGAGUUGCCAUGGUGUUGA